Messenger RNA from Aspergillus aculeatus ATCC 16872, 543 nucleotides. RefSeq lists its product as uncharacterized. NCBI's taxonomy places the organism in Eukaryota, Fungi, Ascomycota, Eurotiomycetes, Eurotiales, Aspergillaceae. The transcript has 2 exons. The record is from RefSeq and is a predicted model, not a curated record. Bases 1 to 543 code for a protein of 180 amino acids.
AUGAAAAGGGGCGAAGACCUCGGCGACCUCCUGAUGGAUCUGGCGUUGCUUGUUCUCUGUCGUCAUGUUCAUCAGAAAGGUCAGCGGAGUCAGGUCCCUGGGCUUGUCAAGAAGUGGCAGGGUCAAAUCCUGGGUGUCACUGAGAAUCUAGAUAACGUGGAAACUAUUUAUGGUGGACGGGAGGUGAAGCAUAUGGACAUUCGCAGAGAGACAAAUGAACUUGAGGCAUCGAGGAGGGUGGACAGAUUCUCAUUGUCUUCAAGACUUCAGCCUAGCUGGCAUGAGAACCUGCCCCUCCAAGUUGAUGUGGAGGCUUCAAGUUCCAGCAAGCUCGAGGUCGAUCGGCGGGCUCGGCCGUUUAGCUCAAAUGACGCAUGGGUCAUUCACUGCUCCUUCACCGACCCUUCGUUCUUCUACUCCAUCCUCACCUUCAAGCUCCUCCCCAUUAAGGCCUUCACCUCUAACUCUUUCAACUUCAAAUUCUUCACCUACCACUUCCGCCCCGACGGUCAACCCUCGUGCUACUAUCGCUCCAGCUUCUAG